CAGCAUUUGCGGUGGCGAGCGCCUUGGUAUGGACCAAUUUGAUCAAAUCCCUACAUCUGGAAGAGGAAAAUGCAGGGGAUGACGUCAGUGGCGGGAAAAUCGACAGCUACGUAAUUCCGGCAGAUCUACGCGGCCGUCUCGAUCCGCAGCUCCCCGCGACCUACUUCGGCAACUGCAUCGGGAUCAAGAUAGUGUCGGUGGAGCGGAGGCACCUGCUGGGAGACGACGGCUUCGCGGUGGCGGCGAAGGCGAUCGCGGCGGGGAUUCGGGGGCUUGGAGGGGCGCUAAAAGAAGCGGAGAAAUGGGUAACUGGAUUUGGGGAAGCUUUCAAAUCUGGGAAAGUUGUGACGGUUGCCGGGUCGCCGAGGCUGCGGGUCUACGAGACGGAUUUCGGGUGGGGGCGGCCGAGGAAGUCGGAGCCGGUGCAUAUUGACUCCUCCGGCGCGGUUUACUUCUCCGAUGCGAGAGAUGAGGAAAGGGGCGGGCUUGAGUUCGGGUUGGUGCUGAGAAAGGCUGAGAUGGAUGCGUUUGUGGCUUUGUUUGAGCAGCAGCUGAACCAACUACGUCUCUAG
Linum trigynum is the source of this 572-nucleotide messenger RNA. NCBI's taxonomy places the organism in Eukaryota, Viridiplantae, Streptophyta, Magnoliopsida, Malpighiales, Linaceae. The record is from the annotation of a GenBank genome assembly.